Messenger RNA from Gopherus flavomarginatus (Mexican gopher tortoise), 1219 nucleotides. RefSeq lists its product as uncharacterized. The transcript has 8 exons. Gene Ontology annotation, molecular function: methyltransferase activity. The record is from RefSeq and is a predicted model, not a curated record. NCBI's taxonomy places the organism in Eukaryota, Metazoa, Chordata, Testudines, Testudinidae. The coding region runs from base 71 to 976 and encodes 301 amino acids.
CCUCUGUGUACAUGCGCAGUACGUACGCGUCGAGCUCGGCUCUAGGCUAGGGCGGCCUGUGAGGCUGGCGAUGGAUUUUGUCGAGGCGCGGAGCGCGGUGCUGGCUGUGCUAAGGGACGUGCGCGCAGGCGACCGGUCCCGCCUGCUGCACUGGAUGCGAACGACCAAUAACUUUGAUGAAUUCAUGUUGAGUAAUAAUGAUGUUGUGCUCAGAAGUAUUGCUGAAGAUCUUCGGAAUUGCUUACCCAUUGAGGCAAUGCUUAGCUCGGAACAUCUAGCAAUUCAAAAAAUACUUGAGCAGCCAGAGCCAACAGUUCAUGUUGAUGCAUUCCUUUAUGAUGAUGACAUUAUUGAUUCAUUGUGUGAGAAGGGGAAAAUGAGUAGAAACUACUGUGUAGUGUGUGGCUCACACAAGACUGCACCUUUAGAAUUUAUUUCUCAUUCCUUUUCCCUCAUGGAACUGAAGUUUCUUUAUCAGUAUGCAUUGCCUGACCUGACAGGAAAGAUUCUGGUUGACGUUGGCUCCAGGCUUGGUGCAGUGCUGUUUGGGGGCUAUCUUUACAGCUCAGCAUCCCAGCUAUAUGGAGUGGAAAUGAAUGCAGACUUUUGCCAGCUGCAAGAAAUGAUAAUCACAAAAUACCAAUUUACAGACAGAGUACAGGUGCUUCAUUCGGACAUCUGUACUCAGGCUUCACUCCUUCAAAAUGCUGAUGUUGUUGUAAUGAAUAAUGUCUUUGAAUAUUUUCUCGACAGACUGGAACAGGCCAGAGCCUGGGAAUUUAUCAGUCAUAAUAUGAGGAAAAAAGGGUCAUUAUUAGUGACAGUCCCAAGCCUUGAGGAAUCUAUCUCAAACCUACAGACCGAUAUACUGCUCAACCAGUGGGUAGAAGAGAUGAAGUUGGACUAUGAUGUAUAUAUGGAAAAGGAUAUUGAUAGAGAAGCACUUGAACAAAUUCAUUUGUACAAGAUUCUCUAGCAUACAGACUGAUUUAUUGAUAACAGUAUAAAAUCAUUGACUUCAGAGGGAGCUGUAUGAAAGGACUGUAGGAUUAAGCCCUAUUUCCAAAAUAAAUCGUGAAAAAUCUUACUAUUUAUUUUAGAAAUUAUACAUAUGCUCACUAAUGAAACAGGAGCUUUUGAAAACAUAUUUUGAGAUGUCAAAUUUCUUGCAUUAAAGUUCUCAGUGUGUCAUAACAGUACAAUAAAUUUUACCACUAGG